Messenger RNA from Equus quagga, 2178 nucleotides. RefSeq lists its product as uncharacterized. Lineage: Eukaryota; Metazoa; Chordata; Mammalia; Perissodactyla; Equidae. The transcript has 2 exons. The record is from RefSeq and is a predicted model, not a curated record. Bases 137 to 1057 code for a protein of 306 amino acids.
AAGGGGCAGGAGAGGAGCCUUUUGCCACCCACGGUGGGUACCUGCUGUGGACCCUUGGCUCAGAGCCUCGCCUGUGUGGGGUAAUGAAUGAAGCCUGCAUGUCUGCCCUCUGGUGGAGGGCACCAGGUCUGGGCAGAUGGACACACUCCUGAACAUCACCCUCCCUGAGGGAGGCUCUCUAUGGACAGAGCACAGGAGGGACCGGAGGCCCAAGGAAGGCCAGGCUUGCUCUGCGAUCUCAACACAUUCCAAUGUGCCAGGCUCCAAGCUGAUGUGUGCCACAGCCUUCAGCCAACAUGCCCCGUGCUCACCCUCUGAGGGGACACAACCAGCAGCUCCCAAAACACUCUGCCUGAGAAAGGGCCCUCAGCUGCCCACCCAGGGAUUCACUGUGCCCAUCCUAGUAGUGCCACCAGCUGCCUAUGCUAACCACAAGCACCAUGACCUGAGCGUGCCCUUCAUCUGCACCCACGAUCUGAGUGUGCCCUUUGUCUGCACCCACAUCCUGACUGUGCCCUUCAUCUGCAUGCACAUCCUGAGUAUGCCGUUUGUCUACACCCAUGUCCUGUGUGUGCCUUUCAUCUGCACCCAUGUCCUGAGUGUGCCCUUCGUCUGCACCCACGACCUGAGUGUGCUGUUCGUCUGCACGCACGUCCUGAGUGUGCCCUUCGUCUGCACGCACGUCCUGAGUGUGCCCUUCGUCUGCACCCACAUCCUGAGUGUGUCCUUCAUCUGCACCCACGACCUGAGUGUGCCGUUCAUCUGCACCCACAACGAGAAUGCAGACGCUUUCGAUGUCACUCAGGGUUUCAGCCCGGGCUCCACUCUAUUCCACGAAAACAAGCAGGAGAGCCCUGGGAAAGGCAGACAGCCUACAUGCUCCGCUCUGUCCAUGGGAGUGGUCCAGACGCAGCUUCUCAGACUCUGGAUCUGUCUGCUGGCCUUCAUUCAUCACAGGGCCAACUGUGUUAAUUAUACAGAUGGUCCUCGACUCGACGUCUCCGCUCGUGAUCUUCUGCCUUUACGAGGAUAUGCGAACGGGAUACGCAUUCGGUAGAAACUGUGCUUCCGAGUUUGCAUUUUGAUCUCUUCCUGGGCCAGCAAUGUGCAGUGCAAUCCUCCCUCAUGAUGCGGGGCAGCAGUGGGGAGCACAGCUCCUGUCAGCCCUGAUCACGAGGGGGAACAGCCGAGACCCUGACAGCCACACUGGACCCAGACAGCCACUCUGCUUCGCUUUCAGGACAGGAUUCAGUACAUUACAUGGGACAGCCAACACUUUAUUAUAAGACAGGCAUUGUGUGAGACAAUUGUGCCCAACUGUAAGCUAAUGUGAGUGUUCUGAGCACAGUUAAAGUAAGCCAGGCUAAGCCAUGAUACUUGAUAGGUUGGGUGUAUUAAAUGCACUUUUGACGUAUGAUAGUUUCAACUUACAAUGGGUUUAUCGGGACAUCACCCCCUCAUAAGUGAGGAAGACCUAUAUUUUCUUACUUUCCAUAGUCCUGAUUUUCUGGCAUUUGGGGUCUUACAGACCGGGGACACACCGCGCUCCCAGGGCUAGCCAGUGCUUAGAGUCAGCAGAGGGCUUUGCCCCUGGGCGUGUCUUUCAUGCAGACCAACCAAUCCAGAGACCACAGCCCCGACCACCUCCUCUAUCAAACUCACACCAAGCCACUAUUCCCCUGCCUAAAUCGACCCGGGGCCAGGUACCAGGCAACUGGGGACAGCCCCUAUGCUCCAAGCCCGCAGGAAUUAUUCACACGACCAAUCUUAAACUGUGUACCUGCCCUGCCUUGCACUUCCCGCAGAAACCCCAAUGAAGGCUCUGGCCUAGGCCUUCCCCUCGCCCCCACUGCCUCCUGCCCCGCACUGGUACUCCCCUGGGGUACCUAGGGGGUGGGCAGGGCCUCUCAUUUCUGGGGGAACUGUGGAUAACAGGAAAGUUUUCUUUCAGUGGCGCUGACCUCUCUGUGUUGCCCUCACUUUUAUGAAUUAAGACCAGGCACCAACCAGAGCCAGCCCCCCAACACUGAUGUUCCUACUUCCUUUGUGCUCCUCCACUCCUCAAGUCACGUUCUGAGGCCAGAGCCCUGCAGAGCUGUGUGCAGGAGCUAGCAGUCCCAAUGCCCUCCUGCCCCCACGGCACCACAGGGACCUGGCAGUGCACAUGAGAGGGCGGAG